Messenger RNA from Ruditapes philippinarum (Manila clam), 894 nucleotides. RefSeq lists its product as uncharacterized. The record is from RefSeq and is a predicted model, not a curated record. Gene Ontology annotation, biological process: DNA integration. Lineage: Eukaryota; Metazoa; Mollusca; Bivalvia; Venerida; Veneridae. Gene Ontology annotation, molecular function: nucleic acid binding. Bases 1 to 894 code for a protein of 297 amino acids. The transcript is spliced from 2 exons.
AUGAUAUCAGACAAUGCAACAGCAUUCAACGCGGCAGCAAAUAGCAUUCAACAACUCAUGAUAUCAACGACGGUUAAUGACGCUCUACACACUCAUGGUACUGAAUGGAGAUUCAUACCUAAGCGAGCACCAUGGUUUGGCGGUUGGUGGGAGCGAAUAAAUAGACUAACAAAAACCACCAUCAAGAAAGUUUUAGGUCGUUCAUUUAUUUGUUACGAGAACCUCCAGGCAAUAGUAACAGAGAUCGAGGGUAUAAUGAACGACAGACCGCUUACUUACGUCACUUCCGAUAUAGGAGACCCAGACCCAUUAACACAGGCGCACUUGCUUUACGGGCAACGUAUUACAACCCUUCCAUAUGAUGGCAAAACACCAGAACCAAAGACUGUCACAAUGUCUGAUGUAACAAAAAAGGGCAAUAAUGCAGGCACAGCUUAUCAGUCAUUAUCGUUUAUGAUGGCGUCACGAAUAUCUUACGUCACUGCGCGUCGGUACCACAAAACAACAGGAAACAACACUCAGACAGUUCAGGUUGGCGACAUUGUACAGAUUUAUGAUGAAUCAACAAGGCCACAGUGGAAACUAUGCCUAAUCCUGCAGUUAAUUUACGGUAAUGACGGCCUCGCUCGAGCAGCAAUUUUACGCAUGAGUAAUGGACUUGUCACUUCGAGAGUUGUUGUGAAACUGUACCCAUUAGAAAUCAUUUCUACAACGUUUCUUCUACACCUGAAUAAAUAUAUAAACAUCAUCAAAGUGUUUAUUGUUGAAAGAAACCCCCCACUACAAAUUUGGCUCCCCGACGAAGAUUACAAAGGACAGAAAAGAAAACCAGGCCAGCUGUUUCUGGCUGAGGGGGAAGCAUUGCUGACCGUGGCAGAGACGGACCAGGCCUAG